This is a messenger RNA of Rhizophagus irregularis DAOM 181602=DAOM 197198, 851 nucleotides long. The record is from RefSeq and is a predicted model, not a curated record. NCBI's taxonomy places the organism in Eukaryota, Fungi, Glomeromycota, Glomeromycetes, Glomerales, Glomeraceae.
ACAAUCAUAAUUUCAUCAUGAAUCAUAAUUACAUUAUUAUUUUAUUUUUUGUAUUCUUCCUCAAUGUUGAAAAAACUUACGGAUGUCAUCCUACCGGGUAUGACUAUUGUACUGAUGCUUCUCAGAUUCAAAAUGUGACAUUUUCACCGGGUAAGAUAUCAGUUACGACUAAUAUCAUUCAAAAAGAUGCAGAAGGAAAUGAGCAAUAUACCCACGCACUCGGUCACUUUACCUUUGGUUAUAGUAAAAAUAACAAAAAUAUUUCUGUGCGUAUUUUAAAGAAACCCGUAUUUACCAAUAACCAACAUUGUGCUGACAAAAGUUCUGAUCAAAAAAAUCCAUUGACAUCGACCUGGGAUUUUGAUCAAGGAUUAACACCUCCAUCAGGUACAUCAGUCGGGGUUUGGCUAUCAACAUAUUGGGCUUGUAAUUUAUCGGAUGGUACAGGAUCAAUACUUUGUAGCCAUGAAGAUAUAUCCUUCACAGCAACAGCGUGAUGGAUAAUAUAGUGCAGAACCUCUAAAAUCAGCUCCUUGUUUAUAUUAAAACGAUUGGCUGAUUCAUUAUGAAAUAUUUCGUGCAUUUCAUAUCUAAUUGUCAUUAUUUUUUAAUCAUAUCCGAUAUUCAACAUUGUUAUACUGUGUACAUGCAUUAAUCACCGCACUAAUCCUAAUAUCACAUAAAAUUCAUUAAUUAAUUAAACAAAUUAUUUAUCGUUGCUCAUAAGGUCAUUUAUAAUUGGUUGUUAACGGUACUAUUUACAGGCAUGAAAUUGAUUAACCCAUUUUACUGGCAUGAAAAAAUUACCUAUAAAGUAAAAAAAUAAAUUUCUUAAUAAAACGUAAAUAAUU